Trichoderma atroviride IMI 206040 is the source of this 366-nucleotide messenger RNA. RefSeq lists its product as uncharacterized. The record is from RefSeq and is a predicted model, not a curated record. Lineage: Eukaryota; Fungi; Ascomycota; Sordariomycetes; Hypocreales; Hypocreaceae.
AUGGGACUCGUCGUGGAUGACCCAGCAAUGGGCAUCGAGCUGCUCCCCGACAGCGGGCACUCCCAAGGCCACCCAUCUGACGGCCUUGGGCCCGAACGAGGUGAGGUGACUCAAGCAGAUGACAGCGGCUCACAUAGACCCCCCACCAGACACAUACUACUUCCAUUUACGACACGCACGAAAUGUCUUAGCAGUACAGUAGACCUCUAUGAACAAGAGGCUUCUGGGUUGGCUGAAUCGGAGAUGCCCCAGUACCCAGCCAGACCCCUUGCGCGGAUAGCAUCCAUCUCGACGAAACUGAGAAAGCAAGAGAACCCGCAUCCAUAUAUGCCGCUGGCCGUGCUAAUGAACACCGGUAGCCCGUAG